Molecule: messenger RNA, 973 nt
Organism: Nicrophorus vespilloides
Lineage: Eukaryota; Metazoa; Arthropoda; Insecta; Coleoptera; Silphidae
Product: pupal cuticle protein 20-like
Exons: 3
Coding region: 156-956 (266 amino acids)
Cellular component (GO): chitin-based extracellular matrix
Molecular function (GO): structural constituent of chitin-based larval cuticle
Source: RefSeq, a predicted model, not a curated record
AGAUUUAAUAUAUAACAUCCGCGUCUCCUUAUGGUUUCGUGAUGAACUUUGUUUCGUUAUGUAAUUUGCAAAAUUGUAAGAAAAUUAAACAUCAGAUUCAAAGUUUUGCAUUUCAUUAAUGUAAAUGUACUAAAUUUGAAACGAUUAAAGAUUAAAUGGUGGCAGUGUUAAUGCUCUUCGGUGCCGCCUUCAGCGCAAGGUUGGACAACACCUACUUACCACCCGCAGGUGCUGGCGGUUCCGGUGGAUACAACGGUCCGGGAUUCGGCGGUGCUCCCAGUCGAUUCCCAGGCGGAGGCGGCGGCGGCGGAGGAGGAGGCGGUAGAUUCCCGGGAGGCGGCGGCGGAGGCGGUGGUAGGUUCCCAGGAGGUGGAGGAGGCGGCGGAGGCGGUAGUUAUCAAGGAGGCGGCGGCGGAGGUGGCGGAGCGAACAUCCCGAUCCUGCGUUACGACAACGAGAACAACGGCGACGGAUCGUACAGUUACGCGUACGAAACAGGAAACGGAAUCAAAGCGCAAGAACAAGGAGCGUUGAAGAACGCCGGAUCGCAGAACGAAGCCCAAUCGGCAACAGGAUCUUUCUCUUACACCGGCCCAGACGGACAACAAUAUGCCGUGCAAUACACGGCCGAUGAGAACGGAUUCAGGCCGCAGGGAGCGCAUCUUCCGACGCCUCCACCGAUCCCCGAAGCGAUUUUGAGAUCCAUCGAGCAGAACUUAGCUGAAGAAGCGAGAGGUGGCGGUGGAGGAGGUUAUGGAGGAGGAGGAGGCGGCGGCGGAGAUGAUGGUCAGUACCGUCCAUCAGGAGGCGGCGGCGGAGGUGGUGGAGGAGGAGGAAGCGGUGGAAGCGGCGGCGGUGGCGGUGGAAUCGGAGGAGGCGGUGGCGGAAGACCUUCUUUCGGUGGACCUCGUCCAGGCAGCGGCUCCUUCAAUCCACAAACCGGGUAUAAUUAUUAAUAGUGGCUGAUUCUUGA